AUGGACUACUGCAAGCUUGAAGAAGAGGCAGAAGCCCACAACCUAGAACAGGUGCGUAAUCCAAUCACAAGGUUUUACAAAGAAAAGAUUGUUGGCAAGUUUGCAAGGAUGAUUUCUGAGGGUAGGAUGGCAAAGAAGCUGAGGGAGGCCAUAGAGAAGUUAGACAGUGUUGCUCAAGAUGUGGGCAAUUUCCUUCAGCUUUUAUGCCGUGUUGAUAAUCUUGUCUUGCAAGAUCAUGCUGAAAGCAGUGAACAGCAGACUAGCUCCACUUUGGUGCCUAUUGAGAUCUUUGGCCGUGACAGUGAGAAGAACCAGGUUAUGAGGUGGUUGACUCAUAAUGUAUAUGAUGAUCCAGAUACAGUUACUCGAGUCCCGAUUUUUGCAAUAAUCGGAAUUGGAGGUAUAGGAAAGACAACCCUUGCUCAGAUUGUCUGCGAAGAGUUGAAAGAUUCAGCACACUUUGACUGUAUUCUGUGGGUACAUGUUUCUGAUAAUGUUUUCAGUUCAACAAGGAUAAUGAAAAAGAUCUUGGAGGCAGUUACAAAAGAGAAGCCUAAUGCUGAUACUUUGGAAGCAUUGCAACAGAUUCUCAGGGACAAACUUGGCCUUAAGAAAGUUCUACUUAUUUUGGAUGAUGUUUGGGAAGAUAGCAAAACAAGUGAAUGGGAAACAUUAAUGGCUCCUUUGCGGAGUAUGCAGAGAGGAAGCAAGAUCCUGCUGACAACCCGAAUGAGAUCUGUGGCAGAUAUGGUUGCAGGUGUGAUGAGAAGUAGAAAUGAUUAUUUGCACUUAGAUGGAUUAAAUGAAGAUGAAAAUUUUAUGCUCUUCAAGAAGUAUGCAUUUGAUGGUUUGGAUUUGGAAGAUUAUGCACACCUCUUGCCAAUUGCUGAAGAAAUAGCAGAAAAGUUUCAUGGCUGUCCUUUGGUGACAAAGAUUGCAGGUGGCCAUCUACAAAGCAAUGUAAGUGAUCAGCAUUGGAAGGACCUGCACAGACAAUUAGAACAUUUAGAAGGAAGCACUGAUGCUAUCGUCACAACUGUUCUUCGAUCGAGCUACCAUCAUCUACCUGAGCACUUACAGCUUUGUUUUAGAUACUGUAGCAUAUUUCCAAAAGAUCACAAGUUUAAGGAAGACAUUGUGAAAAUGUGGAUGGGUUCAGGACUGAUCCUACAAACUGAAGGUGGUUCCGAAAGGCCAGAAGACAUGGGAGGAAGAUACUUUGUGCAGUUGGCAAGAAAGUCAUUCUUUACUUUUGUGCCAACAGUUGAUCCUUACCAGAAAUACUACACGGAGUAUUAUGUCAUUCAUGAUUUACUGCAUGAAUUGGCACGUAAUGUUUCUAUCGGUGAAUGCCUAAGACUUGAAUCCGGUGGUUUUCUGCAUCACAAGUGUACAGUUAGACACUUAUGGAUAGCAAACUUCAGCAAGUUAUCAUGUGAGGAGAUCAAGGCCAUUUCCUGCUUUAAGAGUUUGUGUACACUCGUCAUGGAAGACUCUUAUCAUGUCAGUGCUGGUCAUGAAGAUGCACUGCAGGAAGUCAUAAAAACUGUCAAGUGCUUGCGGUUAUUGAGCUUAAAAGGGAUAACCAAGUUCUAUUUCCCAAAUGAAGUUGCUAAUAAGCACCUUCGUUAUAUCUCUGUCUCUAGGAUGGAGGAAAUACAUGGACUUUCUAAGCUCUAUCAUUUACAAGUACUUACUGCAGCGAAAAGAAUAGGUACAACAUCAGAACAAGUGGAGAAUAUGGAAAACAUGUUUCAUCUGCGGUAUGUGUCCUAUGGUAGUAAUGGAUAUGGUGAGUUUCCUGUUGGCAGAUUAACUUCACUGCAAGAGUUGUAUAACUUCAAAAUUCAGUCAGUGGAAGGUCACCGAAUAAGUUCAUUAAAGAAUUUAACAAGCCUUUGCAAGCUACAAAUGUGCAACCUUGAGAAUGUUGGGGGUCAUGAAGAGGUUAUCCAGGCAAAGCUAAAUGAUAAAUCCUAUCUUAGGUCACUGUCACUUAACUGGUCUGAAACUAAUGAUGAUCUAAAGGAAGACAACCUAGUUCUUGAUAAACUUGAGCCACAUGCUUGUCUUGAAAAUCUGGAAAUUACAGGAUAUAGUGGUGUCCGAUUCCCAUCUUGGAUAAACCAUCACCCUCUGGUCAAUAUGGUGUCACUUGAGCUGAGAUGGUGCAAAAACUGGGUGCACCUCCCGUCUCUUGGAAAUCUGCAGUUACUCAAGCACCUCGAGUUGCAAAACCUUAGUGGAUUGGAACGGAUUGGGCCAUCAUCUGGUGACUCCUUCCCUCAAAAUCUGAAAACCCUAGUGGUGGAAGGAUGUCAAGAGUUGAGGAAUCUACCACUUCUACCUCUGACUUUGAUGCAGUUGGAAAUAAAUAAUGUUGGAUUGGAAAUCCUCCCAAGAAUAGGGGCCCACCAUGAUAAUGUAGAUUCUCAGACCACAGCACCCAAGCUAGUAUCAGUCAUCAUAAGCAAUUGUUCAAAUUUGACUACGUUGUCAGAGAGCUUUCUACUGCAGGAACACUAUAUCUGCACUCUUCGGAUCCUAAAGAUUGUUGCCUGUGCACAGUUAAAACAUGCUCCUUUAUCAUUUGGGAGCAUGAAUGAUCUUACAGAAUUUUGUAUUGGGAGCUGUUACUCAUUGAGAAUGAUGGAGAAUGUUGAUGGUGGACUACUCCCUUGCACGCUUAAGGAACUGUCUAUGAUGCAGUGCGGUGACCUCCAACUUCCUCUGCUCGAUUCACUGGUUGGUCUGACUAAUCUUAAAUCAUUAAGUUUGUGCAACUGCUCCAGGGUGAAGUCUCUUCCAUCAUCAGAGGUGUUCCAGAGUCUCACGGCACUUCGAGAAAUGGUUGUAAAAGACUGUAUUUUCUUGUCAUCCUUGGGUGGGCUUGGAGCUCUUUCAUAUCUCAGUUGGCUAGAAAUUACAGACUGUGAGCAGCUUCAUCUGGCUGCAGAAACAGGUGAAAUGGAUGGAGAUUCAUCGUUCGAGGUCUCCCUGAAGGUCUACUCACUCUGGAUCCAUACCCCUUGCAUGUUAGAAAAUGAGCCACUGAGUAGAUUGUGUAACACAAAAAACUUGAUCAUCUCUGUUGGCUGUGGCACAAUAUCUCAGCAAUGGAUGAGACAAAAUAGAAGGUCCCUUGAGUCCCUGGAGAUACUGAAGGUGGGGAUGAUUAUGUUAAUGCUAGAAGAGUUUUGCUCUCUCAAGAGACUGGAGUUUGAUGUAGUUCCCUGUCACCUCCCGUUUCCCUAUCUGCCCUCUUCGCUGGAGUCUUUCAUUAUCAAAAAAUGUGAUCCAGAGGUGGCGGAAAGCUGGAAAAAGGAAGGAAGCUAUGAAUGGAACAACAUUUCCUGCAUUGGUCAUGUGAGAAUAGGAGACACGAACUACUAUUUGGGUCAGGAGAGACCUGUCACAAAUUUGGUAAACACGGCUACCCAUUUUGAUAGCUGUGGUCCUUUACGAGGAAAGAGAACUAAAAGGUACCCCACCGUUUCUUUACAGUCAACGGAGUACACGACAUUUCUUGCUUCUAUGUUAUAA
This is a messenger RNA of Triticum turgidum subsp. durum (durum wheat), 3543 nucleotides long. The record is from the annotation of a GenBank genome assembly. NCBI's taxonomy places the organism in Eukaryota, Viridiplantae, Streptophyta, Magnoliopsida, Poales, Poaceae.